Messenger RNA from Sphenostylis stenocarpa, 666 nucleotides. The record is from the annotation of a GenBank genome assembly. Lineage: Eukaryota; Viridiplantae; Streptophyta; Magnoliopsida; Fabales; Fabaceae.
AUGAGUGAAAUGGAGACCACGGAGGGUGUAGAUCGGGAGAGAAUUGAAAAUUUUCCACUGUUUUGUGAGAAUGUAAAAAUAGCUCAAAGCAAAGCCCUGAAAAAUCGAUGUAAAGAUUUCAUGGAAAUUAUGAAGAAACACCAGGAAAUCAUCCUCGUGCACUUUGACAUGUUCGAAAACACUGCCAUCCAUGUUGCAACUGGCUCCAUUAACCCUCGACUCCUUGAAGAGUUGAUACAAAUGGUGCCCGUAGCAGAUCUUGAAAGGUGGCAAGCUUUGUGCAAGAAGAGUAGUGGGGGAAACACUGUCUUGCACGAAAUUGUGUUUCGCAAAAGGGUACUUGAUAUGGCUCGUGUUGUGUUCUCGUUUGAAGAUGCGUUGCACUCACGAAAAAUGGAGGAGAAAAGGCCAUUGCUUGAGCUCACAAAUAACCAAGGAGAAACCCCUUUAUUCAUGGCUGCCAUUGUCAUUGGCCAACAUCUUCAUGUUGCAAUUUGGCUGAUAUCAACUACUGGAUUUGGAAAUUCUUGGCGAAAUGUACAAAUGUUUGAAGAAAUUGAUCAUAUGUGGAAGGAAAAGAAGGAAAAUGAGUUGGCUAAAUAUCUGGCCCAUAUUUGGGUAGAGAAAGACUUAUCAUGGCAAGAUUCCCCCAAGGAGUAUAAUUAA